Molecule: messenger RNA, 559 nt
Organism: Phytophthora nicotianae INRA-310
Lineage: Eukaryota; Oomycota; Peronosporomycetes; Peronosporales; Peronosporaceae
Product: transcription factor S, variant
Exons: 2
Coding region: 202-462 (86 amino acids)
Biological process (GO): DNA-templated transcription; termination of RNA polymerase III transcription
Cellular component (GO): RNA polymerase III complex
Molecular function (GO): DNA-directed RNA polymerase activity; nucleic acid binding; zinc ion binding
Source: RefSeq, a predicted model, not a curated record
GAAAUCAUCAUACAGUGUUCUGAUUGGCUGAUCCUUAAGUAGUCCAAGUCAUUGUAGCCAUCCACUACACCAUUCACCAUGCACUUCUGUCCGUCCUGCGGCAACAUCCUGCUCGUGGAGCCCGACGUACGUGCAUAAUCUGCUGCAGUACAUCGCCUUGUAGCUGACUCUGUUCUCUCUGCAUCUGUAUAGUCCGACGGCAUGCGUUUCUUCUGCCAGACAUGCCCUUACCUGUUCCAGAUCAAUGAAAAAGUGGAGAAGAAGGUGCCGCUACAGCGCAAACAGGUGGAUGACGUAUUGGGCGGCGACGAAGCCUGGGAGAACGUCGACCAGACUGAAACUCGCUGCCCCCACUGCGAGUACAACAAGGCCUACUUCAUGCAGAUCCAGAUCCGGUCAGCCGACGAGCCGUCCACGACCUUCUACAAGUGUGUGCAGUGCAAGAAGCAGUGGAACGAUUAACCUGCGAUUCCAAUGUAGCCAUUCUUUUGUUUUGUUAUUUGCUGUCAACGCUCCGACGUACAUGCAAGCUAUUAAGGUUAAUGUCGAUGGUAGGAUA